AUGGAACGCAAGAAGCAUGUGCCAAGAGGCAAGGUGACGGCAAACAAGCCGGUAGACGACGUGAUCAUCAUCGGAAUCGAUUUCGGAACGACUUAUUCCGGGGUUGCUUGGGCGUAUUCCCGACAACCUGAGGAUAUUGAAGUUGUCACAAGCUGGGACGCAGAGAUGAGCAAGUGCUCGGACCUUGAGAAAGUGCCAACUCAACUACUCUAUGAGGACGAUGAGGUUGCUUCUUGGGGAUAUUCUAUUCCUGGGGAUGAGAUUGGCCUCAAGUGGUUCAAGCUCUUGUUACUAGAAGACUCUGACAUCACAGCUGAAAUGUCUAAUUCGUCACAGAUUCGUGAAGCCCGCAAAUUCUUGAAGGAAUCGAAUGACGAUGCAGCUGAUGCGGUUGCGAGCUUUCUGCGCGAGCUCUGGGGCCACGCUAUGGAUGCGAUUAUUCGCAAACUCGGAGAUGAGCUGGUUGGGCAAUCGAGGUUUCAUGUAGUGAUCACUCUUCCAGCAAUUUGGCCACUCUACGCCCAGCAGCGCAUGAAGCUAGCUGCCAAGAUGUCAGGUAUCCUCGAGAAGAGACUUUGCGGUGAAACCACCCUGCAUUUUAUCUCGGAGCCGGAGGCAGCAGCUCUUGCGACAGUUGAAGAUCUCUCCAAACGUUCAACCAUCAAGAAAGGUGAUACUCUAGUCAUUUGUGAUGCUGGCGGUGGAACAGUGGAUCUCAUCAGCUACGUCGUAGAGUCCACGAAGCCCUUCACUGUCAAAGAAUGCGUUAAAGGCGACGGCGGGCUUUGUGGCAGCAUUUUUCUGGAUGAGAAUUUUCUUAAACUCAUCAAGAGGAAGGUAUCUUCUACAUCCUGGAGGAACGUCGACAAAGCAGAUGAAAAAAGAUUCCUCAAUGAUGAGUGGGAACAUGGGAUAAAAAAGCGGUUCUGCGGCCAGGACAAGAGCUGGUUGGUCGCACUUCCUGAAGGUUGCCAUGGAGUCUUGAACCAGGGAUACAAAAGGCGAAGAACUAUUCAAUUAAGCUCAAACGAUGUUUUGUCAGUCUUUACUCCUGUUGUGGACGAGAUUAAAGAACUCGUUCAUCGACAGACCCAGGCGAUCCAGAGAAGAUAUGGAAAGCCGGCAAAGUAUGUCAUCCUCGUCGGUGGGUUUGGCCGAAGUCGGUAUCUCUUCGACCAACUCAAAGCUUCGACAGGAACCACGGUACUCCAAUCCGAUGGCAGUAAGCCAUGGACUGCUAUAUGCCGAGGAGCAGUCUUCAGUGGUAUUAGCCACAUCCUUGAGUCAAGCCUUGGUGCAAGAAUCGAUAGCAGGAUCGCUCGGUGCAGUUACGGGGUCUGUUUCACGGACACCUUUGUUCCCAAAAGGCACCGAGUCUGCGACAAGGUCUGGUCAGAAGAGAGACAAGAAUAUAGAGCUGAAAACCAGAUGAAAUGGUUUCUCAGAGAGGGCAACAACAUAUACACCAAGAGACCAAUCCGUAGCUCCUACACCAGACUCUUUCCCGAUGACGAUGAGCACACUGGCCCGAUCGUGCAAGAGAUCUUCAGCUGUUCGACCACGCCCCCUCGAGCUCGGGGACCGACCGUGGGGAAACUCUGCGAGAUCCACUGGACACGCGAGGUCAAGCUCGAAACUCUUCCGACGUGGACUAACUCAGUGGGAAAGGUCUAUCGCGAGCUUGAAUUCGAAAUCAAGAUGACAUGCGAAGACGGGACUGUAGACUUCGCCGUCUAUUUUGAGGGCCAACGCGUUGGAGCUCGAAACAUCGAGGUCAAGUUUUGA
Molecule: messenger RNA, 1785 nt
Organism: Fusarium musae
Lineage: Eukaryota; Fungi; Ascomycota; Sordariomycetes; Hypocreales; Nectriaceae
Exons: 9
Coding region: 1-1785 (594 amino acids)
Molecular function (GO): ATP-dependent protein folding chaperone; ATP binding
Source: RefSeq, a predicted model, not a curated record